CGCCUUCUUCCCUCCAACUUUCCAUUCAAUCCGCGUCCAGCAACUGUCGUAGUCUCUCUUGGUCUGUACUCCUCUGCGUAUCGUUCUGCUCGUUAAGUCGUCCCAAAGAAAUAAAUACACAAUGUCUGAUGACGGUACAGUUGUUGAAAAGAAAAGGGGAGGCCGUAAGUCAGAGGCUGAAGUUGAAGAAGUAAAGGAGGUAAGAAAGAGGGGGAGGUCAGCUGCCGAAAAGAAGGAAGCACCUAAGAAGGUGACUGAGGACGGAGAGGCACCCGCCAAGAGGGGCAGGGGCAGACCCAAAGGCUCGUCAAAGAAAGCGGCGGCAAAACCCAAAGCGAAGACCACAGGUGGAACCGGAAAGAGAGGCAGACCCAAGAAAAAGGAGACCAAAAAGGACGAGUCCGAGAACGAGGAAGAGGAAGAUGAAGACGAGACUGAAGAAAAUGGAGAGGAGGAGGACGAUGAAUAAACGUGCUGGUGGCCUUCAUUUUUGUUCGCCCACCUCUGCAGUAUUCCUUCCAUUUCAAUAUUAUUACAUUUUGCGUUUUCAAGAACAAUUUGAUACGGAUGAUUACUCCUCAUGCCAGUAUGGCAAUUUUAAUAAUUUUUCCCUUUGUAA
Molecule: messenger RNA, 619 nt
Organism: Cimex lectularius (bed bug)
Lineage: Eukaryota; Metazoa; Arthropoda; Insecta; Hemiptera; Cimicidae
Product: high mobility group protein B1-like
Exons: 3
Coding region: 122-469 (115 amino acids)
Biological process (GO): regulation of DNA-templated transcription
Cellular component (GO): nucleus; chromatin
Molecular function (GO): DNA binding
Source: RefSeq, a predicted model, not a curated record